Molecule: messenger RNA, 3631 nt
Organism: Paecilomyces variotii
Lineage: Eukaryota; Fungi; Ascomycota; Eurotiomycetes; Eurotiales; Thermoascaceae
Product: exocyst complex component Sec5-domain-containing protein
Exons: 2
Coding region: 372-3452 (1026 amino acids)
Biological process (GO): Golgi to plasma membrane transport; exocytosis
Cellular component (GO): exocyst
Source: RefSeq, a predicted model, not a curated record
CUAACUUAAGUAUUCACUACGGCACCAGCGCCGCCCGAUCCGACUGCUCGAUUCCGUACUUUCUUCCGCCGUUCGGCACUUUUGCUUGUUCGGCCCCUAAAUGAAACAGGCUGGACAUUCGCUCCGGUCGGAUAUUCUACAGUCUAGAGUCUGUGGUACUACUCUAGCUGUGAACUAAUUAAUUAAUUAUAUUACUAUACUUGGACUGUCCUCUAGAACGAGUCCUUACUUCAUCCGGUAACUAUCUCAGAGCUCCAGCUGUCUCUUCCCCGCUCGAUCUCCCGUCUCGAUCUCUGGUGGAUGGAGACACGCUGCCACAGAGCCCUUAACCGUACGCCUGCUCUGCACGUCACGUUGAAUCAUUCUUCAAUAUGGCAGACGUCGAAGUGGUAAACCACUACAACCUGCCCUCAGCCUACCCCGAGGAGUGGCCAGCUGAGCUCGACCAGAGCGACGAAUCCGAAGAUGAAGCCCUUUCCAAGAAACAGAAACGCCAUUCGCGAUAUUCUGCUCUGGAGCGCCCCGCCAGUGACAGAAGGAGUCUCUUCGUGGGCUCAAAGCAAGAUGGGGACGGCGAUACCCUGGUGCACAAAGACGAGCGGGACCCGUUAGGCACUGGGGAGAGCGUGGUGUCCAUCCUGAAGCAACGAGGGUUGCCCGUUGACGAGGAUGCCAAGUUGCGAAAUCGCUUCCUCCUCUCAUCGACCAGCUUCUCACCAGCGCUGUUCCUCUCCCAGGCACAUUCUACGGCCUCGACCAAGUCCCUUCUGGAAGGGUUGGACUUCCUGUCCCGCUCAAUCGAUCAGAAGUCGGCGUCGUUGAAGGUCCUCGUCGAGGCCAAUUUUGAACGAUUCGUCCGAGCAAAGGCGACCAUCGACAGUGUCUAUAAAGAAAUGAGGAACCAGGGUGCGGAGCAUGAUGGCCCAGAGGCUCGUCGGAGAUCUGGUCAUUUCAGAAACUAUUCGACAAGCAGAGCACCGAGUCCGGCAGCACUAGUCACAUCGGCCACGGGUUCCAACAAGAAUGCACUCACCAAGGAAAGCGAGUACGGAGUGAGAGGUAUCCGGGCUCCCCUGGUCGAAGCUUCAGUGAAGGCGGAAGAGGUCUGGGGACCAGCGCUGGGUGGCCGGGAACGUGAACAGGGUCUAAAAUCGGUGGUCACGACGAUGGAAAGACACCGCGCGGUCUACGAGAUCGGAGCAAAUCUCUCCAGGUCGAUCAAGCUGAGGGACUACGAGUCUAUCUUCGAAGAGUAUACGCGGGCCAGGACACUUGCAAAAGAAGCCAAGAAUAUCGCAGAUCGAGCGAUCAGGACCAAGACACCCCUGACCGACGAAGAGACACAUACGAUCCUGAUUACCGGACGCAUGUGGGCGGAUGUCGAACAACAAGCCCAGUCAUUCAAACGCGAUCUGUGGCGGCGCUUGAGCACCAUCCAGACGCCGUCAUCGACCGUUGCACCCACCGGUCCCGUCGAGGAACACAUGGAAUUGAUCGGGGCUCUUUUGGAGUUGGGAGUCGAUGACAAUCCUGUGUGGGUGUGGCUUCUUAGUCGAUAUGACUUCCUGAAGACGAAGAUCGCAUCCUUCUGCGAACGCUCCAAGGUCGAAAUUGAGAUUCUUAGGCGCAGAGUGGCCGCUGAAGAGAAGCCCACGCCCCAGGAAGUGACCUCAUAUCUCCGCCUCUCUCCCCGCGAGGGUACAACUGAUCUAGCGGACAGAUUGGACUCGGAUGAAGUGAUUGAACUGUGGGAAUGUAUCCACACCUACCUCACCAAGCUUCUGUCGCUGCAGGGUGGUCUUCUCGGCGACGUCGUCGACUUCUGGGAGACGGCGCAGUCGUUCAUUGAUGGUACAAAGCAGAAAUUCCUGCCAGCUGGGUUCGAAGGAGAGAGCCGGAAACACCAUCGUCUCAGUCCCAAGAGCAUCCAAGAUCUGCAGGAUGGCGUGGUCGAGCUCGUGAACUGGAUCCGUGAGAGUGUCCUUUCAUUGUUUGUUGACCCUCCGACAGAGGAUGUCUCCAUGCUAUUCUCUCCUCUACCUCCACUCAGCCCAAGCAGCCCGCUAAGCAGAGGCAUCACUCCCACCGAGUCUCGCUUCAAGCUUGACCCGAAAAACCUACCGCCACCGUCGCCUAAAAAGGGAGAGCCCUGGGAGGACUUCGCAUUCUGGCCGCCACAUUCGAACUCUCUGAGCUCGGUCCACUAUCUAAGCAAGUUUCUGAUCUUGCUUGGCACGGCUGCCAGCGAAAUGAGCGCUCUGGGGCCAAUAUCCAGGGGAAGCAGUACCUACGAUCAGCUCAAGCUGCUGGUCAGUGCUGCUCGCGAAAGAUGCGCAAAGGCAGCCUGUGCCGCCUGGAACAAGGAUGCCGAAAGUAUCAAGCUGCUCGAGGACUGGACGCGCGACCCUGAGCGUAGGGAGCUUACCAGGAUGCCUGGCCUGUUUGUGUCGUUCGAGAAUGCCAUCCUCGCGGGGAUGCAGAAGAUUCUCUACAUUUCGGACGCCAUGACCAAGUCCGGGGCUGUGGACGUGGUCACUCCGCCCCCGGCGAAAUUGUUGCAGAUGGUGCGGACGCAAUUUGUGACCAGCGUAUACAAAGCUCUUAGCGGUCUGGUCGAGAACGCGGAGCGCCCUGUGAAGUCGGGGGAGGACGAUGAGUGGGUUGUCGUUGGCCCAGCGGCAACCGUUGGAGCCGAUGUCACCUCUUCGAUCAUCGCAGUCGACGCUGUUGAUUACAGGAACAGGAAUGUCCGUAUGCUGCUUACGCUUUCCAAUCUGAAAGCCCUGCAAGCAGAUUUCGUCCCACAGCUGAUUACGAACUUCGAGACUUCGUUUUCUGUCCAAUUGACCGAGGAAGCGAAGACGAUCCGUGAUGUGGUCAGCCAGAUUGACACCAGGCUCUUCCAGUCAUACACAAAACCAACCAUCGCGACCCUGGAGAAGACCAUCAUGGACGGCAUUACGGCCCCGGAUUGGGUGCCAGCGAACAAUCGCCCUGACCAGGUCCGGCCCUAUGUCUACACGACCCUGCUUACACUCGUUCUCGUCCACACUGAGAUCUCGACGACUAUUCCGAGCAGCGCCCAGGCCAGCCGAUCCUCCACGCCAUCCUUGCUCUCCACUGUGCUCACUCACCUGCUGACCCAGGUGUCUGCGUCCCUUCUGGCUGCAUUCAGCUCGCGGACCAAGUAUACGUUGGCGGCAUUGAUGCAGGCCACGCUUGAUACUGAAUUCAUUGCACAGACGAUGUCGCAGUAUGCGACGGAUGAAGCAUCGUCAAUCCAGAGUCAAAUAUACCUGGAGCUCGACCGGCGGACAUCCAACGAGGCUCGGGCCCAGCUGCAGGCGGAACUCGGAGAGAUGAGGGUCGUGCUGAAGCGGCUGAGAGAGCGGACGAAAGGAGAGUUUGCUUGUUUCAAGAAGCCCCGGAGCGGUGGCGCCAAAGCCACUUGAUUGUUGCCCCGGUUAUCCGCUAUCUUAUCCUUUGAUUUCCCCUGUCUUUUGCUAGCAGUGAUUCUGCACAAAGUCAAGCAAGGUCUCGGGAUUCGGGGGAUGGGGCAAUGACCAUGGCCCCAUUUGCUUCGCAGUGGAAUAGCCUAUAUGACGAUACCCAUUUUUGUCUUGGAUAGCCA